Molecule: messenger RNA, 3017 nt
Organism: Ruditapes philippinarum (Manila clam)
Lineage: Eukaryota; Metazoa; Mollusca; Bivalvia; Venerida; Veneridae
Product: PCNA-interacting partner-like
Exons: 12
Coding region: 144-2126 (660 amino acids)
Biological process (GO): negative regulation of double-strand break repair via homologous recombination
Cellular component (GO): chromatin
Source: RefSeq, a predicted model, not a curated record
UUAUAAAGUUUUAAUGUUAUUAAACAAAUCAUUGUUUACUUUAUACAGCAUUAUUUUACAAAAGCUCUUUUAAACGAUAAUUUUUCGAGUCAUCUCGGCCCAAAGACAUUUCGUCCAAAAAUUACUUGAGAACAAUAUUAAAAAUGCCUGAAAAUCCUGACAUUUGUAACCAGGGAAAUGAGACUGGGUCUGUGUAUUUUGUGUCCAACUGUGAUGCUGAGAUUGUUAGAAACAGUCUGACUACUGUGAUUAGCCAUGUGAUCAAAGGUAACAAAUAUCCUGUUGUCAUAAGCAGUAAGCGUCAUCUGACAGCUCUGUCCAGUAUCCAAGGUUACCAUCAGUACUUCAUAUCACUGUGUAGAAAGCUGAACCUACUACCUAAUGAUAGAGUGACCCUCAUAUCUCCUAUGGAUCAGUUGAUAGCUAUACAGUUGUGCCUUGCUGAAAAGAGUAAAGAGGAAACCGGAGAUUUUGAUGUCGAGACCAGUAUUGUACUGCAAGCAGUAAAGGAUAUUACAAAUAAAAAACUGCUGAGUCAGUAUGACAUCACUUCCUGUAGCAAGGAUUCUGGGAUAUGUGAGCUGUAUGACAAGUUCCUGAAAGACUGUAACUACCUAGAUGGUUGUGAUGUGUACAAUGUGUUGAAAAAAGAGAUGAGUAAAAACGAGGAGUUACAAAAGCUGAUCAAGGAACAAAGUUUUUUGAUUCUGGAUCCACCUAAGUCAAUCUUGGAGAGAAAGAUGGUAGAAUUUCUUGCUGAAAACAAAGAUGUUAAAUCAGUAACUGUUGAAGUGCCUCUAGACUGUGAGGAGAAUAUUUCUGUUACUGUUGACAACAGUUGCUUAGCAACUGUGCUAGAUGUAAAUGUUCCAUUGAGCACAGUAAAGAAAGCACCAUCAAUAACAGAGGCUUAUGUACGUCUGGUGUUCCUGUCCUACCUUGAACUUAUUGUGAAUUCAAGAUCAGAACUUGCUUUGGCUAGAGUAUUCAAUGUUCCAGAAAGGGAGUUAACUCAUUCAGCCUUCACUGCUGUUAAACAUGAAUCAAGGCAAAAGAAAAUGACAAUGUAUCAGACUGCCACAUCAUUUAUUAUGAAGAUAAGACUUGGUGGAAAGGGUUAUGCCCCGGACUGCAACAACCCCCUGGGAGCCCAUGUGAAGGGUAUUGGAGAAUUUGUAUCUCUCAUGCAUAGGAUGGAGACUGUCAUAGAGGAGGACCCUGAUAUCAGAUCAGCCUGUAGGAGGACGGUGAACAUUCUGAAGCGAGAGAUGUUGAAGUGUAGGGACAGCAAAAUACGGAACUCGAAUGUCGAGUCCGUGUCCCAAUUACUUCAUGCACAGAUAGCGGACAUCAUUGAUGAGCUAGAUAAAAACAUUGUUGUAACACCUGAUAAGACUGCAGCUAAUGGAGGUUCUCUAACCAGUCGACGGGCUCGGAAAGCGCUGCGUCAACUGUUAGAUAAACUUGCGACGGUAGAUGAUGACAUGUCAUCACUGGAUCACCUGACAGACAUUUACUCGAGCCAGCGCACGCCACUCAGAUUUCCUUCCGUUAUCUCACAAUUCAGAUCACCAGAAGAAGAACUUGAGGUGACAAGUCCUGGUAACAAAUAUAAUCUGUCACUAUCAGAACGUGUUCUCAACAUCACCAACAAAGCACAGACACCUGUAUAUGCCAAAAGGUACAAGUCAACUUAUGAUUGGGCAGAUCCAGUUCACAAUGUAGAUGUGCAAAAAGAUGUAGAUAUUUUCAGUGCAUCUCAAGUUUAUGUAAUUCCAAGUAAAACAAUUGUACACGCAGGAAACAAGUUUAGCUCAGGGGAAGCAGCAAAAGUUUUGGAAACCAUACUUGAUCAGGAAAAUCUUACAGAAACUGAUCCAGUUCUUGUUCCUACCAGCUCAAAAAGCUCAGAAAAUGAAAAAACGGUGUCAACCAAUCAGGAAAACACAAAACAAAACAACAAAAAACAACAUGAGAAGCAGUCUAAGAAGAGACAGUUACAAGAUGGGAACCAGUCUAGUCAACCAGAGAAGAGAAAAAAGCAGGACCAGUCCAAGUCAUGUAGAAGGAAGUUGCUACCUCAGGUCAAAGGUCAACAGUCAUUGGCCAAAUUUUUCAGGGUGUAAUUAUGAUGAAUUUUGCUAGUCAUUAAUAUGUAAUGUCUGAUUUUUAAAUUUGAUUUUUCUUUUUUCUCUCCAAUGCACUACUUCUGCUUAGAAAAGCAUGUAAUUCCUGUAACAAGAGAGGUGGCUUUGUAGAUAUCUCCUUUUUAAUCUGAAGAUAAUUGGUUUAAGCUCUUCUGUAUUCCAUCCUGUGAAAUCAGUUCUACCUAUUUCCAGGACUGAGUCACAAUUCAUAAAAUGUGUUUUCGCUAAAAAACUUUUCAAGAAGUUUUCUUAUAUGUUUCAAUUUUUUUUUAAAGUUUUAAAAUAUUUUCAAAAAUUGGGUUUAAAUAUAAGUGAUGGUAAUUUGAUUUUUUUGUGUGUGUUUUUAAUUUUAUAUUUCAUGCCAGUUAUUUUAGCAUUUAUUAUAGUGAUAUUAUUUAUUCUGGAUAUUAUUAUAAAAUCUUUAAUUUAUUCUUGUAUAUUGAUCAUUUUUGUACAUAUGUUUAUAAUUUUAGUCAAAUUUACAGGUACGUUUUGUUUUGUUAUGCAUUUUUUACAUCUUAGGAUAACUUAGUUUUACUGUUAUUAAACACAUAGCUAACAAUAUUGAAUUAAAGACCCAUUUCAACCUUUAAGUCUGUGCAGUCUGACCAGGGCCUAUUAUAUACUGUUAGCUGACUUAAGCUGACUUCAGAAUUUCAUCCAUAUGUCCAUAGGAUAAAAAGGUCAAAAACCAACACAAUUUAUCAAAAACUUGUUUCACUUAAAAAAUAAGCUUCAUCAAUUGAUAAAUAACAAAGGAAAUGACGAAAAUGUACCAAACAGAGUUCUAUAUCAGUAGAUGCAACAUUUGGCGCGUAAAAGAAAUGUUAUAUAAUAAGAUAAGUUGUUUAUUGCUGUUUUGUACAAUAA